CGGCGCCUCUUCCAAGUACCGAAGUCUCAGCUGGCAGGCAAAGAGGAUGCCAAUAAAAGCACUCCGGACAACUGAGAAUAAUAAGCAACGUUAAAAAGGAAAGCAGCUCAAGCCAGAAAUCAAAAUAUUUUCUAUUUCGUUUAGAAAACCACAAAAUUCUUCUCCUUCCCCUGCAGGUGAUCAAGAAGAGAUUUCGAACUGAAUAAAAUAGAGUAUGCAGAACCCAAGGAUACAUUACAGGUAGUCCUCAACUUACACCAGUUCAUUUAGGACUGUCCAAAGUUACGGCGACACUGAAAAAAGUGACUUAUGACCCAUUUUUCACACUUAUGACUUUUGCAGCAUCCGCAUAGUCAUGUGAUUUAUAUUUUGAUGUUUGGCAGCUAACUCACAGUUAUGAUGGUUAUGACAUAGGAGAGAAGCCCUACAAAUGCUCCCAAUGUGGUGAGAAUGGCAACUAGGUGAUACAUUAGAGAACUCAUACCAGGGAGGAACCCUUUGAAUGCUCUGAUUGUGGGGAAAGUUUUGGUCAGAACUGUGGCCUGGUGAUACUCUAGAAGAUGUGCACAGAAAAGAAAUCAUAUGAGUGUCCUGAUUGUGGGAAAUUUUUCAGUGGGAAUUCCAAGUUGGUGAUUCACCAGAGGACUCACACAGGAGAGAAACCCUUUGAAUGUCCUGAUUGUGGGAAAUGUUUCAGUAAGAAUUCCAACAUGGUGAUUCACCAGAAGACUCACACAGGUGAGAAACCCUUUCAAUGUCAAGAUUGUGGGAAAUGUUUUAGUUUGAAUUCCUACUUGGUGAAACACCAGAGGACACACACAGGAGAGAAACCCUUUGAAUGUCCCGAUUGUGGGAAAUGUUUCAGUCAGAAUUCCCACCUGGUGGGACACCAGAGGACACAUACAGGUGAGAAACCCUUUCAAUGUUCUGAUUGUGGGAAACGUUUCACUAUAAAAUACCAGCUCAUGAAUCACCAGAGGAGUCACACAGGAGAGAAACCAUUUGAAUGUGUUCUUUGUAGGAAAAGAUUCAGUCAGAAUUAUCAGCUGAUGAUACAUCAGAGAACUCACACAGGAGAGAAACCAUUUGAAUGUGCUCUAUGUGGGAAAAGUUUCAGACAGAAUUCCCAGCUGGUGGUACACCAGAGGACUCAUAUAGGAGAAAAACCGUAUGAGUGUCAGGUUUGUGGGAAAAGUUUCAGUCACAAUUCCAAUUUGGUGAAACACCACAGGACUCAUACAGUAGGGAAAUCAUAUCAGUGUCCAUAUUGUGCUGAAAGUUUCAUUAAAAAAAUUCAGCUCACAAGUCACCAGAGGACACACAAACCCUUUGAAUGCUCUUUCUGUGGGAAAGGUUUCACUCACAAUUGCCGCCUGGUAAUACACCUGAGGACUCACACAGGAGAGAAACCGUUUGAAUGUCCUGUUUGUGGAAAAUGUUUCAUGAACAAUAACUACCUUAUGAUACACCAGAGGACUCACUUAGGAGAAAAACCCUUUGAAUGUCCAGAUUGUGAAAAACGUUUCAGUCACAAAUCCAGCCUGGUGACACACAAAAGAACUCACACAGCAGAGAAACACUUUGAAUGUCCUUAUUAUGAAAAACGUUUCAGUCAAAGUUCCAACCUGGAGAUAAACCAGAGGACUCACACAGGAGGGAAACACUUUGAAUGCCCUGAUUGUGGGAAAAGUUUCAUUAGAAAAUACCAGCUUAUUAGGCACCAGAGGAUACACACAGGAUAUAAACCUUUUGAAUGUCCUGUCUGUGGGAAAGGUUUCAGUCAGACUUCCAGCCUGAUGACACACCAGAGGACUCACACAGGAGAGAAACCAUAUGAGUGUCCUGUUUGUGGCAAAAGUUUCAGUCAGAAUUCUAACAUGGUGACACACCAGAGGACUCACAACGGAGAAAUACCAUAUUAGUGUCUUGUUUGUGGCAAAAGUUUCAGUCAAAAUUCCAAUAUGGUGAUACACCAGAGGACUAACACAGGAGAGAAACUCUUUAAAUGCCCUGAUUAUGGGGAAAGUUUCAUCAGAAAUAUCCGUCUCAUGAGACACCAAAGA
This is a messenger RNA of Pseudonaja textilis, 2063 nucleotides long. Lineage: Eukaryota; Metazoa; Chordata; Lepidosauria; Squamata; Elapidae. The record is from RefSeq and is a predicted model, not a curated record.